AUGAUUCCCUUAAGCAACAAAAUUUCUAUUAAGGAAGAUGUAUUUGAGAUCCUGAUGAACAGGAAUGCUUACGAUAUGAAUGUGUACCCAGAUGAAGAAUCAAUGGAAGAGAGCGAGUACCGUGAACGCGAUAGUCGACUUCCGCCCCCUGGAACACGUGUUCGAAGAGGACCUAAUUGGCAUUAUAAUAACCAGGACUCAAACGGUCCAGGAACUGUAAUUGGAAAUUGGAGUCGAGAUGGCUGGAUAUAUGUUGAAUGGGAUACUGGAAUGAAAUUUCCAUAUGAAUAUGACACUGAGAAUGUCAAUUCAGGUGAUAUCGUCAUCACUGAUGAACCUAGGUUAUUGCAAAGAGAAAGCAUUGCAGUGGGAUGCCUUGUUCAGAGUGGUCCUGACUGGCAAUGGGAAAACCAAGAUGGCGGUCCUGGCAAUAUUGGGACAGUGUACAGAGUGAAACAAGAUGUUGUCUAUCUAGAGGAAGGUCACAACGAUAUUCUUGCCUCUCCCCAUCUUCAAAGUGGUGAUGGGGACAGUGGCCCCCUAUGA
Molecule: messenger RNA, 546 nt
Organism: Saccostrea echinata
Lineage: Eukaryota; Metazoa; Mollusca; Bivalvia; Ostreida; Ostreidae
Exons: 4
Coding region: 1-546 (181 amino acids)
Biological process (GO): protein ubiquitination
Molecular function (GO): ubiquitin-protein transferase activity; metal ion binding
Source: RefSeq, a predicted model, not a curated record